AUGCCUGUCGUCUCGCCCUCUAGGUACACCCCUACGUCUUCCACCCUCACAGGAUCGUAUCGGUCCUCUCUAACAUCCUCAUCUAGCAUCGAUAAGCCGUAUUACAGAAAUAGUAGUGGAACCUACGUCACAUCCACACUACGCAGCAGCUAUGGAGAUAGAACAACUGAAUAUAGGUCGAGAUAUAGCGAGGUGGAUGGAAAGAGAGAAAGAAAAACUUCCCUAGUAGAAUAUUCCAGAAGCUCGCGAGCUCCGAGCGUCACAGAUUCAGACAGUUGCAUUUCAAGUAGAUACAGAUCUGAUCGUAGCGAGUCUAGAUCGAGAGAUGUGUCCACAACUAGAAGCGAAAGUUCCAGAACGUCAGAAUUGCGAGGAAAGAGGAAUAUAAUAAGUACUGCGGCGUUGACAAUGUCACCGGCAGAGUUAUACAAUAAAUACUCACCCGCCAAUUACGUGCCAUUGACCCAAAGGAUACAGCAACAACAAAGUCAGAAUAACUAUGGUGAAAUAUCUCGGUCUAAGUCUAUAUCUAACGAUAUAGGUAGACCUCCAGCUUCCGACAGCCGUUCUAGAAAACCUAGAAACUCUGCAGCAACUAUAUCAGAGAAACCUGAAGGCAGAAGAUAUAAGGAAAGCUCACCGACGCCAAGCUACAGCAAACGGAACUCAAUGUCCAACGGUGUGAAGGAUAGCAAUGGUAACGAGGUGCCUUCCGUAUCGGAAAUACGGAAGCGGUUCGACCCAAAAAUGACCGUGACAAAGCUACCAGCGAAUGAGUCGAGAUAUUCUUCUAAAACUAUGGAACAAUAUCUAAAUCAGCUGAAAGAUUGUGAAAAUGGGAGUGUUGGUUAUACUAAAAUUAAUUCUAAAGACGAUCAGCCUGUGCCGGUUCACUUGCCAUACGUAGAAAAGAACGGCUUUAGCCACAGGUGGGAAGGCUCGCCUAAGUCUAGAUCAAAUUCUAAUUCUGAUUUGACAAUUAGUAAAACUAUAUCUGAACCAGUGUCCUUAGCUAAACCAUCAUUAGAUAAAAAUAAUACUAUGUCUGCAUCACUCACAGCAAAACUUCCCUCCGAAAGAUUAGCUAGCAUAAAAAGUCAGUUAGAUCCGAAUAAUCCAAUAGGGAAAAUUCUAGAAAAAUCGACAGUAAUUCAAGUCGAAAAUGGCGAUUUAGAUUAUACUGAUCGUAAGAAAAUACGUAAUAGUCCAGAAGUUAAACUUAAAGAUUUAAAGUCCGAUAUAGAAAAACAAACAAAAACACCGAAACAUACAACAAAUUUUGCAUCCUACAUACAAAUUUCACAACCAAUUGCGUCCGGAGCUACUCCUAAAUCUAAAUCAGAAACAAAUGAAGACACAUUAAGAAAUAAAGAUAGUAAAAAAUCGAUUAAGUAUAUAGAUUCAGAAGAAGAUCGAUUAAUGCUCGAAAAUGAUAUCGAAUCUCCAAGUGGAACUGGUUUUGAGAACAAAACCUUUGAGCAUGAAAACUUUUUAAAGAAGAGAACAGAGAAGAACGAAGAUGAUAUAGCAGAUGGCGUGAAGUCGAUGGAUACGAGUACUGAGAGCACCAUCAGCGAGUCCACAGAAGACUCCAGUCCAGAAACCCCGUCUUCCAGAAGAAAGAUCCUGGAUAUUAAGGACUAUGAACACAUCAAAUCGGAGUUGGCGGGAGGUAAGAGCGGUCCCAGCGGAAUCCGCCGCAGCAGCGAGAGGAGCGACAUCUCGGAACGAAGUGAGAAGUCAAGCCAAACUAGCGGUCUCAACGGUCUCAGAAAUAUUGGCAACACGUGUUUUAUGAACAGCGUGCUUCAGUGCCUUUCAAACACGCGGCCGCUGCUCGAAUACGUAUCUGACGAUAAAUAUUCCGCGGAUAUAAACACUACACUCUCUUGUAUGAAAGGCGCGCUCAUAAAGGCAUUCGCGAGCGUGAUCAAGGAGCUGUGGCGCGGCGGCGAGCGCGACGCCGUCGUCAACACCACCUCGCUCAAGGCGCAGGUGCAGCGCUUCGCGCCGCGCUUCAUGGGCUACAGCCAGCAGGACGCACAGGAGUUUCUCCGGUACUUGCUGGAGGGUCUGCACGAGGACGUGAACCGCGUCACCAUCAAGCCGAAACCCAUACUCACAGAGAUAGAUGACAGUCUUAGCGACACGGCGAAGGCGGGCGAGGCGUGGGCGCGCUACCUGCGCUCGGGGGACUCGCGCGUCGGCGACAUCUUCGUGGGGCAGCUCAAGUCCACGCUGCGCUGCGCGCACUGCCUGCACGACUCCGUCACCUUCGACCCCUUCUGGGACCUCAGCCUGCCAAUCCCGUCGCGCACAGGAAACCUGAAGCUGCAGCAGUGCCUGCAGCACUUCGUGCGCGAGGAGGAGCUCGACGGCGACGAGAAGCCGACGUGCUCGAAGUGCGGCGUGCGGCGCAAGUGCCUCAAGUGGUUCACCGUGCAGAAGUUCCCGCAGGUGCUGGUGCUGCAUCUUAAGCGGUUCUCGCCGACGGAGCGGUUCCGCGGCAAGCUGUCGGUGGUGGUGGAGUUCCCGCUGUCCGGCCUCGACAUGUCGCCCUUCGCCGCCGCGCCCACCGCCGCCGCCGCCGCCACCUACAACCUCUACGCCGUCAGCAACCACUCCGGAACCACGUACUCCGGCCACUACACGGCGUACUGCAAGCACCCCUACACAGGCGACUGGCACGAGUACAACGACUCGCGCGUGUCGAGCAUCAGCCCGCGCAACGUGGUGUCGGCGGAGGCGUACGUGCUGUUCUACGAGCUGGCGCCGCGCGCG
Brenthis ino (lesser marbled fritillary) is the source of this 2781-nucleotide messenger RNA. Lineage: Eukaryota; Metazoa; Arthropoda; Insecta; Lepidoptera; Nymphalidae. The record is from the annotation of a GenBank genome assembly.